Molecule: messenger RNA, 2042 nt
Organism: Ciona intestinalis (vase tunicate)
Lineage: Eukaryota; Metazoa; Chordata; Ascidiacea; Phlebobranchia; Cionidae
Source: RefSeq, a predicted model, not a curated record
AAAAUUAUUGGUUCGUUCCAGGAAUUAUAAAUAUGAAACUACAAUGCAGACUUUUGUUGCUUUGUCUUCUGUAUGUGACGUCACAAAUAAAAGUGACGUCAUCCAUAGGCACCGAUUUGGGGGAAUGUGCGUGUAUGUGCUCCGAUGACGUCAUGGGCAACAGACCCACAUUGUUUUCUACACCAGAACACGGAAGAUUCUACGAGAGCAUUAGAGGCGUAAAAGGUGAUCUUGGGCCGUAUGGGAGUUUCGGACCACCUGGCCCGCCUGGUCCACCUGGAGUGGCAGGAACCCGUGGAAGAACCGCUGAUGACCCAUUCAAGGAACAAUCAGAUAAACCUCAUGUAUCGUGCCUUGCUACUCGUGAAAGUGGAGUCACUCAAUCUGGAGUUUAUGAGUUGCUACUGACGGGGGAGCAUGCACCAUUUCAGGUGUAUUGUGACAUGAACACAGCAGGUGGAGGGUGGACAUUGGUGGGGAGUGUUCAUGAAAACAAUAUUAACGGGAAAUGUACGGUUGGCGACAACUGGUCUGGUAUCGAAGGUCCAUUGGAGCCACAAACAUCAUCAGCGUGGGUAAACGUGCAAACAUUUGGACACCCAGAAGGAGCAACCAGUGCAGAUUAUAAAAGUCCAGCCUACUUUAAAACAUUGGCGACAGACAUCAUGGUUAUGCAAGUUCCCAACGACACUCCGAUGUCUUCAUGGGAUUCUGAGAAGUUACUUCAGUUUUACUCCAACAACCAUUUCUUACGCAAUUAUGGCGGAACCUUGCAAGCUUUAUUUGGAAAACAUUAUCCAUUGAAACAACAGCCUAGAACAAACCUCGAUGAAGGAAACCUUACCCCAAUGCAGACAGCAGUACGUAACAUAUCAGCAGCAGCCAGGGCAGCGGUCACCAACUUCCAUAUGUACACUUAUGAUGCAAGCACAUAUGACCAGAUAACUGAUGGAGGAAGCGACAUGUACGAUGAUGGGAAUCAUGUGUAUUACAAGAUAGGUGAACAACCAUACAAGAAGAUAGUAUAUGGAAGGAAUUACAGGGACCUGGCAAGUGGUGUGCAGAUCACAAGUUACAUGGACCAUCCUUUCAUGAUGUUAAUGUGGGGAGCUAAUCCUGGUGGAACAGUCCCUUCAUUUUCUAUAAAGGUUGUCUCAGGGACCGGUGCAGAUGGUGCCGGCAAUGCGAGGUCAUUCAGUGGGUCAUUGACCUCCAGUAACCUCACUUGUAGUUACCAAGCAUAUGUUGUGUCUGGCUUGAGUGACCCCUCAAUUGGUGAAGUUUAUUUCCUUUGCUCCAACCCAGUGACAUGGAGGUCAGUUGUGACAUCACAGUUAAGAAGGUCAGCGUGGAGUUCGACGACAGAUAACUUGAACAACGCGGUAUCAGUUGAGGGGAACCCCCAGAACUUCCUCAUGGGUUAUACUCUGUUAUCAAGAAACAAUCUUCAACACAAUUCGAUCGAUUCAAUAAAGAUUGAGGCUGUGUUGGGACUAAUUAUGCAAGCAUUGUUACCACUGCCUCCAGUGGCAGACAUCAAUUGUGCUCGCUUCAACGAAAGUGUAAUUGUUCCCGUGGAAUACAUAAAGGGGAGUAAUGACGUCAUAAUGAGCAAAAUUCCAGUAUCGUCACGAAAUCAAGUUGAACCGGGAUAUAUUCACUUGCGUGCUGUAGAUGUUAGUGGGGAUACUUAUGCUAUGUGCCCUGGUGUAAGAACAUCUGCAUGUGAUUCACAAUCAGUAUGCCUUGUGGGGAUUCCCCAUGGCCACAACUCUACAAGAAAACAGAUGGAAAACUGCGGGGAUUUUGCAGGUUGGGCCGGCAUUUUAUCCGAACACCCGACAGCAACUCUCCCAUCAAAGACUGCUCGAUCACUCAAUGACCAAAAGUCAAGUUUCCUUAUUUUCACGCGAUGAUCAAUCAAUGUUUUGACGUAAUUUGAUUCCAGUAAUUCAGUCAAACUUUAAAUUACUCAUAAAGAAACAAUCAAUGAAUAUUCUUACUUAUCAAAUAAAAGACGUAGUGUGUAGUUUUGAACAUAA